This is a messenger RNA of Aspergillus nomiae NRRL 13137, 2061 nucleotides long. RefSeq names its product putative trehalose synthase (Ccg-9) (gene ccg9). Gene Ontology annotation, molecular function: glycosyltransferase activity. The transcript is spliced from 6 exons. The record is from RefSeq and is a predicted model, not a curated record. Lineage: Eukaryota; Fungi; Ascomycota; Eurotiomycetes; Eurotiales; Aspergillaceae. Bases 1 to 2061 code for a protein of 686 amino acids.
AUGGAUGACGAUUCGAACGCCAUAUUACGUCGUCGCUCGUCUCUGCGUCAGCAGCGUCGUCUCUCUCUACAGCAUGAAAACAAUUCCUGGCUGCGCCUCCCUCUGGGGUAUACCAUCUACGCUGGUCUAUCGACGUUAGUCGAGGACGGAACGGUGACAAUUGCAAUCGCCAUUCGCGAUACCACCUAUCUCUUAGACUUCAUUCAAGAAUCGCUCUCCCUAAAAGAUGGCCAGUCGUUAUGCCCCGUGCUGGAGAAAUUCGUGAUAAACCAAUUGCAAGAAUGGAGUGACGUCCAUAUGGAGAAAUUCAUUGGUCUAGCAAUGCCAGAGCGCAUCGCGAAAAAAUGCCCCAGCCUGUGCUCAAGGCUCUGGGCUGAGCUUGAUAUCAUACCUCUAGUACUCCCCGAAGGAAGUAGAAGGGAGGGUGAUGAUAAGUUCACUUUUGGCAUCCCUGACAGCAAGACCUGGAAGGUUAGAGGCAUUGACGAACAGGCCGAAUCAAUGGGCCGCAAAUGUGUUCGUUUGUUUGGCCCAGAGAAUAUUCCUCUGCUUCAGGUCGGCUUCCUUGGUAUAGUAGAGGUCGACACGGCAUUCCAUGUGCGCUUGACCAACCUGGAGGACUUUGAGAAAACGGUUUAUCCUAAGACCUGGAAGGCAAUUCAACAUUAUGCGAAUGACCUCAAGGAAAGAGAAACGAAAAUUGCCUUUUUCAGUGCCACCCCUCAAGGUGGAGUCGGGCGUCAACUGACCCUGUGGUCUAGGUACGUGCCCAAACCACGGCCGGGCGUCUUCCGUGUAACCAAAAACAACCACAACAUUUUGCAGGGUGUCGCUUCCCCUGAGGAGAGGUUGAGCGAGGAGGACUGGGCACAGGUGACGGAGUGGGUCAAUGAAAAUGCGAAGAGAUACUGGUUGAUCCCCGGAGGCCCUCUGCAACACCCCAAAGACGGGGGUGCCGACGUGGUCAUCAUUGAUGACCCGCAGAUGCCCGCGUUAAUUCCCAUUGCGAAGCAAAUCGCUCCGGACCGACCGGUUAUCUUUCGCAGUCACAUCCAACUUCGCAGUGACUUGAUUGACGAACCGGGGACUCCGCAGGCAGAAGCUUGGGGGCGAAUCUGGGAAUACAUAAAACUUGCAGAUAUCUACAUUAGUCACCCCGUGAAGUCCUUCGUGCCUAAAAACGUGCCCCGAGAGAAGGUGGGAUACAUGCCUGCGUCGACGGACUGGUUGGACGGUCUGAACAAGAACAUGCGAGAAUGGGAUAUUGCCUACUAUGGCCGGGUUUUUAACUCCUUUUGCAGAAACUCGGGCAUGCCCACGAUUGACUACCCUGAAGAUGAAUAUAUCGCUCAGAUUGCACGCUUUGACCCGUCGAAGGGCAUUCCAGAGGUUGUAGAAUCGUACGUGAAAUUCCAUCGGCGGUUCACCGCUGCGUUUCCCGACAGACGGGCCCCCAAGCUGCUGAUAUGCGGCCACGGCUCUGUUGAUGAUCCAGACGGUACGGUGAUCUACGAUGCAGUAGUCACCCACAUCGAGGAAAACCUCCCGGAUCUCGCCGAGCAGAUUUGCGUUGUGCGACUGGGUCCGUCAGAUCAGCUGCUAAAUGCCCUUCUCUCCAAGGCUAAGGUGGCUCUACAAUUGUCUACACAGGAAGGAUUCGAAGUGAAAGUGUCCGAAGCCAUUCACAAAGGAACACCAGUCAUCGCAACCAGGGCUGGUGGCAUCCCUCUUCAAGUGGCUGACAAACAGAAUGGCUUCCUCGUGGAGGUGGGGGACACCGACGCCGUGGCCCAGCAUUUGUUGGACCUCUGUACGGACGAUGAGCUGUACGAACGCAUGCACAGGUUCGCACUCAACAAUGUAUGCGACGAAGUGAGCACCGUCGGCAAUUCACUGAAUUGGCUUUACAUGGCUUCAAAGCUGUCCAAGUCCGAAGAGAUUAAGCCGAACGGGCGAUGGAUCAACGACAUGGCUCGCGCCGAGGCGGGCCAAGAGUACACCAGCAAUGAAAGCAGAUUGGUGCGGGAGCUUUGCCCCCAGAAUGGUGUGAACGGGCACUAA